ACAUGCGCACACACUCACAAGACAGAGACACUUGUGUCCCGCUGUCACACUCUGUGUGUGGACUUGCUUGGAGCAGAUGGUCUAAAAUGAGCUCCUCAGGCUGGAUACUGGCUGUGUGUCUUGUGGUUCUUGGAGGAGAAGGACAUGCGGUGCAGGCUAAAGAACGGUCAGGCAGCGAGAGGAACUGUUCUGCUAAUCCUCCGUAUUUGCCACCGACAGCUGUAAACACAACUCUUCGGCUUCGUAAUAUAAGAGCGUCCAUGAUCCCCCUGAACAUCUCUGCCUACAUCAUUCCUGCCACAGACGCUCAUCUGAGUGAGUACAUCGCCCCCAGAGAUGCGCGGUUGGCCUGGAUGUCUGGCUUCACUGGCUCUGCAGGCACAGCAGUGAUUACUCAAAACAAGGCUGUUUUGUGGACCGAUAGCCGCUACUGGAUUCAGGCACAGAGACAAAUGGACUGCAACUGGGAGCUACAGCAGGAUAGUUCCAUCCGCAGCAUCACCAACUGGCUGAUCCUGGAGGUCCCUGAAGGGGAUCAGGUGGGCUUUGACCCAUUCCUCUUCUCUGUAGACACAUUUGACAUCUACAACACCAACCUGGCUCCAGCAGACCUGAUCCUGAAGUCUAUUUCUGAUAACCUGGUGGAUAAAAUAUGGACAGACCGACCUCCUCUGCCUCCUGACAACCCCACGCGCUUACCUGACAGUGUCAUCGAAAGGACCUGGCCAAUGAAAGUGGAGCAAAUACGAGCCCAAAUAAUUGACAAUCCAUACAAGCCCACUGCUGUGCUACUUUCUGCUCUGGACGAGACCGCAUGGCUAUUUAAUCUACGAGGCAACGAUGUCCCUUAUAAUCCAUUCUUCUAUUCUUACACUCUGCUGUCGAUGGAUGACAUAUGGCUCUUUGUGCACACAGAACGAAUAACAGAAGAGCUGAAGGUGUAUUUGAAUGCUUCGUGCUACCAGUCGCUCUGUGUUCAUCUGCUCGAGUACAGCUCUGUGCGCACGUAUCUGCAGUCAUAUCUGCAGAGACCCAACGUCAGGGUUUGGGUUGGUACAGAGUACACCAACCAGGCCCUAUAUGAGCUCAUUACUCCUGAGGACAAACUACUGACCAGCACCUACUCUCCUGUACUGACCACUAAAGCAGUAAAAGAUAUGACGGAGCAGCGGAUUCUCAAAGAGGCUCAUGUUAGAGAUGCAGUCGCAGUCAUGCAGCUUCUCCUGUGGCUUGAGAAGAAAGUUCCAGAAGGCGCAGAGACUGAGAUUACAGCAGCUCUAUAUGCUGAUCAGUGUCGCAGCAAACAGAAGAACAGCCGAGGGCCGAGUUUUGAAACCAUUUCUGCAAGUGGACCCAAUGCUGCUCUUGCUCACUACAGUCCAUCUAAUGACACUGCAAGGAAGCUGACAGUGGAUGAGAUGUAUCUUGUUGACUCCGGAGGACAGUACCUUGACGGCACUACUGAUAUAACGCGUACUGUGCACUGGGGUAAACCCACUGACUUUCAGAAGGAGGCCUACACAAGGGUGCUCAUGGGAAAUAUAGAGAUUUCAAGAACCAUAUUUCCUGCUGGAACCAGAGGGGUAUACAUGGAGAUGCUGGGACGAAGAGCAUUGUGGGAAGUUGGCUUAAAUUACGGUCAUGGCACUGGUCAUGGUGUGGGGAACUACUUUGGAGUUCAUGAAUGGCCUGUGGGUUUUCAGUCCAAUAAUAUUCCAUUUCAAGAGGGAAUGUUUACCUCAAUUGAGCCUGGCUAUUACAAGGAAAAUGACUUUGGUAUUAGGAUAGAGGACAUUGCUGUCACUGUUCCAGCUUCUACAAAGCAUAGCAGCAAGUACCUGACGUUUGAGACUGUUUCACUGGUGCCUUAUGACAGAAACUUGAUAGACACAUCUCUUCUAAAUCUUGAGCAGUUGCACUGGUUGAACUCUUACUAUGAGACAAUCCGGAGUUUGGUCGGACCUGAGCUGCAGAAACAGGGCCUGAAGGAGGAAUACGACUGGAUGAUGAAGCACACAGCCCCGUUCCUCAUAGCGGGAGCUUCAGCUGUGGUCUCCUCAAUCACACUCUUCUGCACAGUACUACCCUCUGUUUUACUGUAUAAUCUGCUGUAAUAGACACCAUCAGGUACAAACUCCAGUGCUGAUUUACCCUGUGAUCUGGUUGUUUAUCAAGCCAUUUUCUAAAGAUUCCCCAAAUCUUGUUAGGAUUUAGCCCGUGUUUAAAUUAGUGUUUGUAUUAUAUAAUAUAUUUUAUGACAAAGUUGUUGCUUAUAUUUAAUUAAGGUUCUUUAAAGGCACCAUUAAAAUAUAUGCAUGUGUGAGCAGAUAUUAUAAGACAAUCUUUGUUGAAUUAUAGUUGUUUUUUUAAUAGGAUUACUUAACAAUUCUUUAAUUUACAGUCAGACUUUCUAAUCAUCAAACUGGACCAAUUCACACACAGUGUCCAGACAGCAAUAACACCCUCAACAUGGGACUUCUAGCACACACAAAAAACUAGAUUUCAUAGAUCCACUUUUUUUAAACAUCUGGAAAACAUCUCAACUAAAAAAACACACAAAAUAGACAUUUUUUUAAAAUCUGCAUUUUUAUUGUGUGGUUUCAGUAACUUGCAGCGAUGUAGAUAUGAUCCAGAUCAUCCCAUCACUUUGGUUGGCCCGUUUACGACUCAGAAACACUUUUAAAAAUAAAGGUUAUUUUUGGCAUCACUGAUUCCACAAAGAACAUUUUAAUUGCACAAAAUGUUCUUUAUAGUGGUCAAAUUUUCUUUUGAAUAUUACAAACCUUCACACUAAUAAAAAAUAUUUUUUUA
Molecule: messenger RNA, 2811 nt
Organism: Danio rerio (zebrafish)
Lineage: Eukaryota; Metazoa; Chordata; Actinopteri; Cypriniformes; Danionidae
Gene: xpnpep2
Product: X-prolyl aminopeptidase (aminopeptidase P) 2, membrane-bound
Molecular function (GO): aminopeptidase activity; metalloaminopeptidase activity
Source: RefSeq, marked validated